This is a messenger RNA of Ilex paraguariensis (yerba mate), 282 nucleotides long. Lineage: Eukaryota; Viridiplantae; Streptophyta; Magnoliopsida; Aquifoliales; Aquifoliaceae. The record is from the annotation of a GenBank genome assembly.
AUGGGGAAAAUGGGAUUGAUUAUACCCAAAGGGAAAGAAGGAAGGGGUUGGAAGGAAUGUAGAAGUUUUCUUGACGAGUUUUUGCUUAGCCAAGGGAGAAGAAUCCAUCAGGCAAAUAGGGUAUUGUGGCUACAAACAGAGACAAAGAACGGAGACAGUUUGGUGCAGAAACAAGAGGCUGUCAAGACUCCAAUGUUUGAUGAGGUGAUUCUCAGAGACAAGGAGAGAUGGAAAAAGGCUGUUGUGUGUAAUGGGGAGAAUGUGACCAAUUCGUGGCAUUGA